ACAUGACGUCAUAUGCGUUCGCCCAUUGCGUGUAUUCUGCGCGACUGCCCCUACAUGCGGGACAUGUGGAACUGGAGGCAUGGCUGAAGCUGAGACAGCAGCGGAUUCCUCGGUGCCGGAGGCUACUGCCCCUGCUAGGGCUCUGCCUUCUCUUGCGCUUCCAUCGUUCUCUGAGGCCUGCGAGUUAGUUAGAAGCCGCUAUUCGUGCCUUGUGGUUGAGACACAUAGGAGACAUUUAACUCUUUCUCCCAAGUUUCUGCAGAAGAAACGGAGCGGUAUCCAGGAGCAGCUCAAUACCGACCUGCUAAAGUACAAUGAGGGGCUGAAAGGAGUCCCAGUUGCUUAUGACAGUAUAAAAUUGGUUGGAGAACUGGGUGAUAUCUUUGAUGAUCUAGGACACAUUCAUAUAAAUAUAGAGGCAGACUUUGUCAUCUUUAACCCUAAAUGUGGACAGACACUUGUGGGUAUUGUCAAUAAAGUUGCACCCACACAUAUAGGUUGUUUGGUACAUGGCUGUUUCAACGCUUCCAUACCCAAGCCUCCCAAGAUGCCCAUUGAAAAUUGGCAGCGUAUUGGUGUUAACAUAGAUGACGAGAUAGAGUUUGAAGUAUUCCGUUUAGAUUCUGAUGCUGUCGGUGUAUUUUGUAUACGUGGAAAGCUGGAUAGAAGAAUGGAAGAUAAAGCUUACGAAACCCCAUGUGAAGAAACUGCUGAGCAAGCUGAUGAUGGAACAUCUGAUAAAGAUGCAGAUGCCCUGGAAAGCUCAAAUAUGGAAUCCAGCGUCCAAGAAAAUGGUGAUGUUCAGGAAAAAGCAAAGAAAAAACGCAAGAAACAGAAAUUGCAAGAGUCGCUUACACAGGAAGCUGAGAGCACAGGAGAUCAUUCUAUAGUCACAGAUCCAAAUCUAGAGAGUCCUGGAGAAUUGCAUGAAGACAUUUCAAAUAAAGAACGCAAGAAAAAGAAGCACAGGAAUGUUCCUGGGCAAAAUAGUGAAUCUGAUGCUGAGAAAGGUGUGGACAGUACAAUCCUUGAAGACGGCAAUAUUACUGAAUCACCAGUUAAUUUUAAACCAAAGAAAUCCAAGAAGAAGAGUAAGGAGAUAAGUAAUUCUAAUAGUACCUCUGCUUUUCUCAAUGGAGUAGUAGAAGAUGAAAGUUUUUCAGAAAGUGCCACUGUUGAACCAGAAGAAAUGACAGCAAGUGGUGGUGACCCAGAUAAGGUUAAGAAAAAACACAAGCACUCUUUUGUGGAGCAGAUCCCGGACAGUGACCUUGUCACUUGUAUCUCAUCCGAAGGAUCUCUCACCAAAGGCCUUGUUAUCUCUCAGGAAACUCCAAAGGCAAAAAAGCAUAAAGCAAAACAUCAGGAACAUUUACUGCCUGGCAGUGGCUCAGGGUCAUCCCAAAGCAAGCACAAAAAGGCAAAAAGACACCAUGAAAAUGAACCAGAUACUUUGGCUGCAGAACCCAAGAUUAAAAAGAGACAUAAAGAAUGACAUGUUUUUAACAAUACUGUAAAUUUGUAUUUUCAAAAGCAAAAGUGUAUUUUAAUAAUGUAUGUGCCAAUGUAAAAAUUAUUUGGAAGUUUAAAAAUCAAAUAUGUUUAGGAGUUCCACCUAUUUAUUAUAAAGUGUGCCUUGUGCUUUCUUUCUUUCUUUCAAACAUUUUACUUCUGGCCAUUCUAUAGGGCCCCCAGCAGUGCAUAUGUACCAGGGUUCAUGCAUUAGGUUAGUAAAUAGACAGACUUUCAUUGAUGCACUUGUGCUUUUGAUAGGUCCAGCUGUACUGCUGAUUGGAUCUUUAAAUUAAUAAGCACAGCCACACAUGCUGUAGCCCAAAUUGUGCAGGCUCAGCAUUUCAGCCAUAUGUAUCCUGUAUUUAAUGGAAAAGGGGUUAAUUAAACAAGAAUUGGGGUUUCUAAAUUUCCUAACCUGAACCUGUACCGGAAGGAGUUAGGUGCUCUACUGCCAGUCAAUCACUGCCUUUUUUCACUUAACCCCGAAUUUGUGGCAAAAUUGGAAAAUAUCACUGUGACUGAUAAUGAUCCAGCAUUCUAUUCCACAGGAAGCAGAGGUAGAGGAAAGUAACCAUGAGGAUCAUUUAUGGGUCUAAGCCCUAUAGUAAAGGAAAACCAUAAUGAUGAUAAUACCUUGAAACAAGAAGCAGAAAGAACAGGUUAUUUUUAAUAACUUUCUGAGGUUCCUCCUGCAUAGACCGUCAAAGACACAAGUCCACUUUUUUAGCAACCAAAAGGAUUGGAUCUCUUACAGAUACCCUGAAGGCCUAUGGAACCCAUCUUAAUGCCAUAAGAGUCUUACAAGAUGCCUGGUGAUUAAUUUGCAUAUAAAGCUGCCAUUUCAGAAUAUACUAUAGAUGUGCUUAAUGCAACCAAGCCAAAUGGUUUGAAUGUCAGUUGUAACUGCAUGAAAAAAAGGCAUUUUAAAUUUUCACACAUGGGUUUCAUGUUACCUAUGUAUUUGCAGUAUCAGUAGUGCCUUUAAAUUGAAUGUGUGUGUGUAGGCUACAUAUGCAUUUGCUCAGCAGGGCCACUAGAUGUCACUGUUGUCUUAUUAAAUAUGUGCCCAUUGCAGGGGAAUUAGACUGCUUGCCUUUAAACAGACUUUCUGCCUGAUAAUCGUCUUGCCCAGUUUAGUUUCCCACAUUUUUGUGUUUGUUUUUUCCUUUUGCUUGUUCUUUAACGUAUGAAUUAACAGAAACAAACAAGUGUAGCAGCCCUGUAGAAUAAAAGAACAGAUGCACCUAGUUAUAUCCAGACACUUGCCGGAUGGAAGAAGAAAAGACUAACAAGAUCCCUCUAUGCAAGGAUGGGCAACUUCCAGCUAUUGCCUUUUGUAGCACUGCUGAUAAAGUUUGACAGCAUCCAGGGACCAGAGGCGCCCAAUCACAUUAUUAGUACACAGUUCCUCUAUAUGUUGCAGGACUGGCUGAAUAGAAAAUGAUAUAUAGAAUAUAACCUUGUUGCUAUUAAGUGUUAUACAGCCCAUACCUGUGCAUAUUGAUAUGAGCAGCAAGUUUUUUCUUUGACAUAAGACUUGUCAAAAUUAAAAACUCCCACACGUAUGCUCCUGCGGAAAAGAAUGCCAAAGUCUGCUUUAACUUUCUGCUGUGC
Xenopus tropicalis (tropical clawed frog) is the source of this 3129-nucleotide messenger RNA. RefSeq names its product RNA polymerase I subunit F (gene polr1f). Gene Ontology annotation, cellular component: nucleolus; nucleus. The record is from RefSeq and is a predicted model, not a curated record. Bases 80 to 1495 code for a protein of 471 amino acids. The transcript is spliced from 4 exons. Gene Ontology annotation, biological process: DNA-templated transcription initiation. NCBI's taxonomy places the organism in Eukaryota, Metazoa, Chordata, Amphibia, Anura, Pipidae.